GUCGUUAUUACGAGAGGUUCCUUUCAUUGAACGGGGUUCAGAGAGGGAGAGGGGGAUAAAUUGAAUCGUGAAUAUAUAUACUUUGUAUACAUAAAUCUGUCGAGGAGAAAACGCCCUGUUCAUCUCGUUGGGAACAAAAAUGAACAAACCAAUUGUUUUAUCCUGUCAACGAGGGUGGGGAUGAGUUAUAACUUUGCCGAGCUAAAACGCAUUAGCGUUUCGGAUGAAGAAAAAAAUACUACAUCGCUUUUGUUUUUCUUUUGUGUCUUCGGUGACGCUCUUGACACAAAAAAUCCUCAAGUCACUUAUUGGUGUCGAGAAUUUUCGAGGGUCAAUACGCUGCGUUUGAGCAUCAAUGUUAUUUAUUUGAUUGCUAAAAUUUGCUUGUUCACUGUAUUUUUACAUUAAGGAGUGCGGAAGAAGGAGUUUGGAUCUUCUGUAUCGACCUACUCCCUCGCAUUAAAGUCAUCAAACUUCCCAUCAGCUAUGUCUCGAGAUUAUGAGGGUCGAAGAAGAGGCGCGAGUGGAAGUAGUUCCAGCAAAAUGAGAAUGGACACUAGCGCGGCGCAACCAAGAAAUCAUGGAGAAUCGUCAGGAAAAAAAAGGGAGCUGGACAGCGUUAUGAGGAAGGCUCGAGAGUCACAAUCGAGUUAUUGGAACAAAAAGUUGCUCGAGGUGGAGGAGCGUGAUCCGAACAGAUGGAGGCACAGCGGCUACAAAGAACUUUACGUAGGAGGUGCAGCAGGCGGAGGAGGUGGAAGCGGCGGAGGUGAACCAAGUAGAGGACAUCCUCGCAGUCCUCGAAGUCCGAGACCACGGAGUCCUCACAGUCCAAGGCCGAGAAGUCCCAGGGCUCGGAGCCCAAGGUCACCGCGGGAUCGCUCACACACAAGAUCGAGGCUGGCCCGCAGUCCGAGCUCCGGUAGUACUUGUUCCGAUCGAUCGUGUUCCGUCUGUUCACCGAGGGAACAACCGAAUCAACGUCGUCGCGUAGCCCCGCCUUCUCGUUCACGAUCGCGAUCGAUGAGCCCUCUCCGACAACGAGGCCAUCCGAAAGACAUGGCCGGUGCUUCGAGCUCACGGGGCCCCGUGCCUCAACGCGCUCGACCGCGAUCACCCCCAUUACCCCGUCCUCGAACACCCCCUAGCGCUCCCCAACCACCUACUCGACAUCAAAAAGAGUACAAAAUGCUCAAGGAAAAAGAAGCUGCGAAAGCUCGCCGCAAGGAGAAACAUCAUGGACGAAUGCCCGAGGAUCCACGCGUACCAGAGCCCAUUCCACUGAUGCGAAAACCUGUGAAAGUUGAAAAAACACAUUCGGGUCAUGGUCCACCACAUAUGGUCCAUCCACCCCCGGAAUCCUCACCGAGCGAGGACAGUGACAGUUCUUCAAAUAAUUCGCACGUCGGACCUCCGCGUAUGACGCUUUCGGAGCGAUUCGGUAAGAUGGCUCAAUGGAGCGUCGACAGACGAGACAUGGAGAAUAUGCGGAUAACAAAGGACGGUGAAAACGCGAUGAAGGUCGUGAUCGAGGGUGAGGAAAGGAUUGCGCGAUUGGGAUACGAGUCUCCGCCGCCGGGGCAUUAUCCGGAAUCGUUGCUGGCUCAAGGGCCUCGUGGUCUCGAUUGCUGGAACGACGUGAGGGUUCGCUAUGAUUAUUACAAAGCGAGGGGAUACCUACGAGAUUUGUCCCUCGACGAUUACGUCAAGUGGGAGGAAUGGUGGUACAAGUAUCAGGAAUGGUUGGAGGCUGAACGAUUUUAUGAACAAUGGGCAGCAUCAGGACGCCAACCUGGUGGUGGUGGCGGCGGCGGCGGUGGUGGUGGCGGCCGGAAACGUCGUGGAAGACGUAAUAAUCCGGCCCAUUAAUGUCAUCUUCAAAUAAACGUCGAACGCGACAGGCGGACGAAUCGAACAAGAGAAUACAGCGGUACAUCGUGCGACGCGUUUCAUCAUCACUGUUCAACUAUAUUGUCAAACAUAUGGUCGCGCUUGAGCAUUAAAAUAAGAUACUGUAAUGAUAAAUGUGCACACGUUAUAUAUAUACACAUAUAUACAAAUAUUUGUAUAUAUACAUAAAGAACGAUGAAAUACUAUACUGUAAAGUUAA
This is a messenger RNA of Venturia canescens, 2110 nucleotides long. RefSeq names its product serine/arginine repetitive matrix protein 2. The transcript is spliced from 5 exons. The record is from RefSeq and is a predicted model, not a curated record. Bases 487 to 1869 code for a protein of 460 amino acids. Lineage: Eukaryota; Metazoa; Arthropoda; Insecta; Hymenoptera; Ichneumonidae.